Messenger RNA from Centrocercus urophasianus (Greater sage-grouse), 4258 nucleotides. Its product is annotated as KIAA0753 ortholog. The record is from RefSeq and is a predicted model, not a curated record. Gene Ontology annotation, cellular component: centriolar satellite. Lineage: Eukaryota; Metazoa; Chordata; Aves; Galliformes; Phasianidae. The transcript has 18 exons. The coding region runs from base 273 to 2948 and encodes 891 amino acids. Gene Ontology annotation, biological process: protein localization to centrosome; centriole replication.
GGCGGGCCGAGCUGAGGAGCGGCGGCAAAGUCCCGGUUCGGCUGCUAAAGAAGCAGUAGCUUCGGUUUUUAAUUCCCAAGAUCAAAUCCGAGAGAGAUAAUUUUCUGACUAUCUCGACAAGUAGCUUAUAUUUCAAACUCUUCUAUUUGAAGAACGCCCGGUGAUCGACGUUCCUUUGGCGAUAAGGCACGAGCUUGCUUCCCUGAGCGCUGCCCUACUCUGUUCUCACACUUCUGCAGUACGCCGUUCCCCUGUAGCAUCAGGUCAAUGUGAUGGGACCAAGCAAGCCACCUUUGUCUGGGGCUCCGUUUACACCCACUACCCAGCUGUACAGGAAUGAAGCAAAGUCUUUACGAGCACAGCUCCAGUUUAAUAGGAAUGUUCCAGCAGUUCCAGAGAACUUAUCUCUCAGGUUCUCUAACCCCCAUCCAAUUAUAAUAGAAAAACUGAAGUCAUCUGACGAUCAGAGAAAUCUAGGUGGAAGUGAUGACCCCAGUAUAAGAAGCUCUGGCAUGUUUUCAGUGAUAUCUGAAGAGAGACUAAAAUGGGCUAUUCAUCUAGCUAAAAGGGACAUAAAACGAAGGCAUCUUGAAGAGCAAGUGGAACAACAGGUGUUUGGAGAUGCUGUCAACAAAUCAUUGUUAGCCCAGAAGUCACAAGAGCAGAUAAACAAAGCGUCUGAAAGUCUGGAAAAGAAAAUUGGGCUUGAGUCUCAAAGUCAGCUGAAAUAUCACCAGAAACUUGUUGAGCCUUCCAAAAUGAAGACUACCACCUCUGGUACAAAAGUAUAUCUGUACACACCAAAGGAGAGAAUGCUAAUACCAGCUGUUUUAGGCUCUUCGCUCACCCGUAAUACAAGACCAGACCCCAAGACAACCGUUAAAAUAAAGGAAAAUAAAAAUAUUAUUGAAAUCCAACAGCUGCAGAAAGAACUAAGAAGUUGUGUCCAGAAAAUUGAAGACCUAACUAAAAAAGAGAGAGAUGAAGAAAACUUAGAUGCUGAUGAACAGCACCAAGUUUGCACUCAAAGGCAGAAGCAAGCUGCGCGGUCGGCUCAGAUGCUGUAUGUACUCCAGCAACAGGUGAAAAAAAUUCAGGACGAUUUAGAAAAACUGAGUCCUUGUAAAAUCAAACAUACUAAAAAGUCUCGAGCAGUGUCCAAAUUGGCAGCAGCGCAUAGAGGAGCUAUACGAGCCUUGCAGGCAUUCGCCAGUCUGUUUACUGAUCAAACAGGGCAAUGGGUUCCAACCCACUACAAGGAGCUGGGCAGCCUCAUUCGACAGCUGUCACUCUGUUCUGCCAAACUUGAACUAGAUUCUUCAACUUCUGAUGUUAUAAUAGAUAUUUUGAUGCAAGUUGAGGAUCUGAUUUCAUUGUUGGAAAGGAAACAAACUCCCAAAAAAGCGAAGGAAUGUCUUCCAGCAUCACAUGGCGAAUCCUCAGUGAACACUGUGACAUUUCCAGCCAGAAAGCAGCUAACAACUCCAAAAGGAGAAAAUAAGCCUCUCAUCUUAAAAAAACAACGUAGACAAGGACCCAGAAAAUCUCCAGCUGCCAGAGGUCUCUUGCUUGAUAAACAUCAAUACGUUGCAAAAAUUUCAGCAGUUCAGAAGAUGAACGAUCACACUCAUAUGUUGCAUGGUAAAUUCCAGGACGCAAAUGAUCUUCCUGCUCCACAAAGAAAUGCUGUUUCACAGGGAAGCCUAGAGGCACUAGUGAGAUCUAGAGCUGUAAAAAAAGAUCCUAUCCUUCAAAGUGGCUCUUUAAAGAAGAAAGACACGUUAUUAUCUGCAGAAUCGCAGGGCAUGCCUAAAUCUCUGAAACCAAGGCAGGUGCAGCCUCCAGGAAAGCAUGCUCGAUUUCAAGAAACAACUAUAGCUUUUCAGUUAAAAGAGAACAAACGAUUUGUUAAGGAGAGCAGCAUACCCUGGGUGCCUUCAAACUCUGCCUUACCUCCUGCUGCACCUAAACGACUAGCAUGGCGUGAAGCAGAAGCUUCAAGAAGAAUGAAAGUUCUGACUGAUCUUAACAGAAGAGAAAUGAAAAAAGGACAAAAGUUAAGGUUGCAAGCUGCUUCUCCAACUCAGUGUGCAGACAAAGUCGACAAAGCAGUAUGUGAGCACCUAGAACUUCCAUUGGAUAGGGCACAGCAGAUCAAUAUUUCCUUGGAAUCAAACUGUCAUUUGAAGGAUCCUUCAAUUACAAGACAGCUUUCAACUCACGCAGCUGAGAAGGUUGCAGCAAGUGCAGAUAUUCUGAGUGAAAAGGUACUGGAUGAUCUUUUGGAAGAUGCUGCUCAGGAGCUCUGGAACAUGGAGCAGUGUGAGAGACUUCAGGCUGAGAAUCUGUUUGUGGCUGAUGGUCCUAGUCUGGAAACAAUGUUGCAAAGAAUGGAAGAAAUUGAAAGAUAUCAGGAAACUGUGUGCAGGAGAUUCAACCAGAUUGUGUACAGUGAUUCAGAAUUCAGGGCCCAAGAGGAUAAAAUUGAUCAACAAAUGGCAUUAAUAACUCAACUACCUACAUCUCCUCAUUCAAUUCAGAUAACCAAAUUAACUAGACAGAUACAAUCGGAAGCUGACAUUUCAUUUGAAAAAAUUUUCGAUGACAAUGGCACUAACAAAAACAAAGAAGCUCAGGAGAAAUUGCUGACUGGAAAUAACAUUCUGCAGCCCUUGACUCAGAAUUCUGUGCAGAAAAAGUCCUACAUUUCUUUCUCAAUCUCAAAGCAUAUGCUCCAGAGCAUCCUGGAUUACAGCAGCAAAUACAAGCAUCACCUAAACCUUAUUUUCCAUGAAGCAGUAGGCAGCUUCAAUCCAUGGCAGAUUGCUGAAAGUCUUGCAGAGGAACUAACAGACGAAGCCCUGUUUGAUGUAGCAGCAGAGCUGCAGGAUGUUUGUGAGGAUUAUGCUGAAGCUGUAUUCACAUCAGAGUUUUUGCAGCCAGCAUAGCUUCCUGGAUUUAUCAGGACUAUCGUUGUUGUUGUUGUUGUUGUUUCAUUUGUUUGACCAGCGUUUCAGUGGAAUGAUGUGAGCUGUUACAGGUGAAUUUUGUAUGUUUUGAUAGGUAUACACAUCCAUUUGUUUACUUCCAGUGACUUCAUCCAUUUUUGUGUGUAAGCUACUGAUGAGAAUAAAAUACUGGGAAGGGGACACUGGUUUAAGCUAUGUCAUAGACUUAGCUGCACUGUGCCUCAGUUUUCUUUCAAUUGGGAGAAUCUCACUUAAAUACCUCCCAAAGGAGUUAUGGGUUUUAGUUUACUUCUGUCAAGAAAAUGCACUGAAUUUUUCUGAUAGCUGUGUUGGAAGAGCAAUUCAUUAUUGAUACAAAUCUAACACCCAGAUGGAAAAGUGAAGAACAAAAACUGUUGGCUUUGCUCUCUGGAGCUUUAUGUGUUGUAAAAUAAAAACACUGUCUGACCACCGUAAGGAAUAUAUGGAUUAGUUCUUUUUAGGAUGUGUCAAUCCAAAGGAAGGAUUCCCAUGGCACAGUACUAAGAAGAGGUAAACUCACACGGGCUAUAGACAGAGCUUGCGCUCUUAAGAGUGAAGUACCUCUCCUGUUUGUUUUCGAAUGUCACUAGUACAUUAUGCACAGGUGAAUCCUUUCGACAGAAGCAUGUGAUGGAAACUUCCUUUUUUUAAAAUUAGCUUGAAAUAUUAUUUAAACCUUAGCACCUUAGAGCUCAGUGAUCCAGCCCUACAUUCUUUAGUCUUAGCAAUUCCAUUAAAAUCAAGAACUAUGAAAUAAAUGAAAACUGUGAUUUCUGCAAUAUAGUUGAUAAUCACUCUACUAGUUUGGGUUAUGCCUGGAACGAGCAAUAAGUAAGAUUUAUGGUACUAUUCUGGGGAGCUCAGCCCUUGAGGUAACCCAAAAAACAGUAUGACAGUUUGUAUCCUUUAAGUUUCUUUUCUAUAAUUGUGUUGCUCUCAUCAGGGUAAGUUUGACCUUCUAAGACUAUUUUUAUUCCUUCUUAUUUGAACAUAUUUUAUUAAAAUAAUUGUUUUUAUUGAGGACUUUUACUGUUUUGUUUGUCUUGAAUUUUACACCAGAAGUAACAAUGUAAAUAUUACUGAUGUAUGAUUUUGUGUAAUUUCUUAAAUUAUAAACACCAUCUUUUUAUUUAUGUAGUCGUAUAAUAAGUCUAAUUUAAAAUAAAAAAUACUAAGACGUAGUGUCUGUAUCUGCAUGUAUGCUCAUGGAAGUAUUGUCAAGAUAUUCUGUUUUUGAAUAAACAGUGUGUCUUUCAUAGGACUAAGCA